Molecule: messenger RNA, 9974 nt
Organism: Linum trigynum
Lineage: Eukaryota; Viridiplantae; Streptophyta; Magnoliopsida; Malpighiales; Linaceae
Source: the annotation of a GenBank genome assembly
AAACAACUAAAAAAUAUAAUGCACAAUCAUAUCAUUUUCUAGAAAAAGAUGAAAAAGAAAAAAUAAAAUAAAAUAAGAAUUAAGUAGGUCCACAUAUGUACAUGUGGCAUUGCUAAAAGACUUGCCAAUUUAGGAAGCUUGUCAAUUUGAAAAGAACCACUCCAUCACUAGCAAUUGCCACACAUGUGCCACCUCACCCUCCACUCAUCUUAGCAAUUGCUAAACUUUAGCAAUGCAUAUGGUCAUAGGGAAUUAGAACCGUCUAUUGUGGCCAUGUGGAUUUGAUAUUUCUCUCGUUUACAUAAUUGUGACCAUAUCUUUUUAUAUACGGGUUAGGGAUUCGGGGUGGGUUUGGAGACGGUUUGCCUAAACCAUUAUUAUCCUCGUUUGUAAAUAUUCAAACUCAUACCCAUUCCAUACCUGGGGGUUUUGGGUAUCCAUCGGUAAUAUUCGAUCCGUACAUCCAACAUUAUAAUACCUAAACUUUACAUAUAAAUUUUCAAUUACAAUAUUAAACGCACCUAUUAUAUCAUCAAGUCGACAAAGAGACAAUCGUUCUUAAUACUGUUCAAAACAUCUUAUAUUAAAACAUUCAUUAAUCCAUAAGAUAGAGUACAACGUAAUCCAAAUCAUUAUUCUCUAACUCUGAUACAUCUACUAAGUAAUAACUAACCAACACAAUCUUGUUAACACGAGUGAAAAAGUGAAAGAGUGCAUGGAGAGUUGAAGAGAAGGAAUUAGGUUUUGAUUUGAGUGGUCACGCAAUUGUAUUUCUAUUAUUUACUUUCCUGAGUUACCCUCACUAUCAUUGAUAAGUUACAAUUUGAUCUAUAAGAUUUUUAUUUAUAUGUGAAGAAAUGCUCUUGGUGGAGCUCGUAUGGGUAUGGAAACAAGGCGGGGAGGCUAAAAUCAUACUCGUCCCAUACCCAUCAAAUAUUUUACGGGUUUUACCCAUACCCAAUCAAUACGGAAAUUUCUUACGCUAACUGGACUGAGAUGUCGGAUACCCACAAUCAUAGGUUUGAUUGUCAUCCCUAUUCCAAAUCCAUAUCAAUUAAUUUAUUUGUGAGUGUGACUCAUACCCACUACAUACAUAGUAAUGCGCUAUGUUAAUCGGUUGCAAAGAGUCGAAUACCUCCAUUUGUGAUUUUAGUUGUCAUUCUCCUAAUAAAGGGGGAAGGUUGAGUUAAACUUUUAGGGGCGAAAUUGACACUUUUUAUGUAUGUCAGUUAACAAUUUGACCUAUGUUUACGGUUUAUGAGUGGAAAUGUUACAUUGGGACGGUUUGAGGCAUUGUUAUAACAAAGAGGCAUUUUUACUUUUUUUUACGAAGAGGCAUUUGGAUUUGUUACAUGCGUGUAACUAUUUUCAAGAACGUUACUAUUGUCAAUAUGAUGAGUGUGUUGUUUAUUUACACUUUUUCUUAAAUUUGUAAAACUUUUUAUUCAAGUUAGUUUUUUUCUUAAGUUGGGGAAUAGUAUAUUUGGUAACCGUUUAAAAAGAGUAAAGUUGAUGGGAACUGAGUAUUUUUUUUUUAAUAAAUGGAAUGUUAGUUAAUGGGAUGGUGAAUAAUGUGUUUAAUAGUAGUAAAUUGAGUUUUGAGAAAUGAUUAUUAAGGACAUACAUAACUAUAACUCUAAGAAUAUUUUUUAAGACAAAAAAAGUUGAAAAGUGAAAUUAUUUUUGUAAGAUGGAUUUUCAAAUUAAAAAAAUUGUAUAUUUUAAAGUGAAUAAUGAUUUUGGCUUUAUUUUGAGAAAAAAGGUAAAAAUGAUUGUUUGUUUUUAUAUAAAAUUAUAAUUGAGAAAAUUUAAACAAAAAGUCAGUAUAAACAAACACACCCGAUAUCUUAUUUUGGUAUAUAAAUCCUAUUAUAUAUUUUCAGAUUUUACUUCUGAACUAAUCUAUUGGCACAAAACUCUUUAGGAGUGCUAAUUGGUUUGAUGUGGGUAAAUUACUAAUUGAUUUGGUGGUUAGUGAUUAAUUACUAAGCAAAAAAUACAUGGCAAAAAAUGAACUGAUAAGACUUAUUGGUCAACCGUAUAUUAUUGGUUCGGUUAACGGUUAGUUUGGCGAUUAACCACUAACCAAUAACAACCUCCACAUACGACAUUUUUUGUUGUUGUUUUUACAUUUUUUGUGGUGCCCUUUUUAAAAAUGACAUAUAAUCAUGCAGUUAAUUCAAGCCAAUUCUUCAUCAAAAAAAAAAUAUUCAAGCCAAUUUAACCACACUUCUAUAUUGUUAAUAUAAAAUAAUUAUUAUGAGAAAUAAUAUCAAUACAAUACAAAAAACAUCACAACUUCAUAAUCAAAAUUCCAACACAUAUAAAUUUAAAAUAAUCAAAUAUUUUCAUCCAAUUGGAGAGAACCAACUAACAAAGCAUCAAACACAAACACCAUAACAUCAUUAUUCACAAACAACAAAGAAACAAAAGCUACUAGAGUGUGAAAUUCGCUUUGUCGACUGCAAUUGAAAGUUAGAGAGAGAUUACUUUCGAGUUCUGGCUCUUAAAUACAUUUAAAUUUUUGGGUGGAAGGUUAUUUGCAAUAUGUUAGAAUCUUUUGUUAAUCAAAUUUUGGGACUUUUUCUAGAGCUGGGAAAAUAAAACAGACCGUUUGAAAAAUUGUGGACCAAACUAGACAACACAGUUUGGUCCAGACCGUAGACCGUGAAUAAUGGUCUGUAUUAUAUGAAGUUUUGAUUUCUUGGUCUGGUCUGGUAUAGACCCCGGUUUACCAGACCAACUCGUGGAUCUGGGCGACUUCCCAAUACAUGUUAAUAGCCCACUCGACCACUCUCCCAACUCCCUCAUCGAGACUCAAGUCUCAACCUUAAUUUUUAGAAUCUCGUCCCCUCCUUCAUUCAAAACCACAUUUCACUAGAUAGUAGAGACGAUCGUGUCUCCAUAUGACAUUAUGUUAAUGUUUGUGAUGUUAUGGUGCAAGUUGGGAUUCUUCGACUUUGUAUCUUUGUUAUUUACUAAGAUUUAAGGUGUCAAAAUUAUUCAUGCAUGUUGGAUUUUAUGUAUUAAGGCAAAAAAAACAAUUGUUUUUCUAAGUUAUUGGUUCAAUUUGUUUGUGGUUGACUUAACAAAGGGUAAAUGUGGUCUAUCUAGACCAGACCGCACAAGCGUGGUCUGGUCUAGACCUAUAUGGUCUGGUCAAUGGUCUAUGCUUUAGUCUCUCGGUCUAGAUCGUAGACGGUCUACGGACCAGACCUCACCAUUUCACAGCCCUAACUUUUUUGUUAUACGAUUAUCGGUUAACCACUAAUUAGAUUAUCAAUUAAAUUCAAUAAACAAUAAAUGUUUACGAGUCCAACUAACUCCGUUUUGUUUUUUUUUUUUUUUUUUUACCAAUUGAGAUUUCCGGUCCCUUAUAGAUUUGACUUCUUUUAUACUCUAGUUGAUUAAAAUGUAUAUGGCCCAUUUUUGCUUUCUUAUUCAUCUUUUUUUCCCUUUUAAAACGCAGUGGUUCACGCCUCACGCGCUAUUUAUUACUCUCAGUUAGCUGCCAGCCUGCCACCAACCAAUGACGUCGUUGAACCAUUGAGAGCUGGUUACUGGUGAGGGUUGGUGACUCACCUAUGAUUACCGGUAACCUUAAUGAUGCUAAUAUUAUUGUGAUAAUUAAACACUUACCUUUUCCUAAAAUAAAAAAUUAAAACACUUACCUAAUUUCCCUUGAAAGAACACUUACCUAUAGGUUUUAUUUUCUGAACGCAAUUAUUUGUUUUAGGAGAGUUUGGUAUCUUUUAGUUGGUAAGAGCAUUGAUAUUAGUACUGUAAUUUUAAUUGCAUAUUUGCAACACAUACAAUUUUAUAUACACGUUAAAGUCGUUAUAGAAAUGGAGUAGUGAACUUCUAAAGAAGAAGCGAGAAAUUAUGUAGUAUACUUCGCCAAGCCCAAGAAAUCAAAGUCACUCGACCCUUCGUGAAGGAAAAUGGGGUGGGGGGUUGCUUCUCUUACACACAAAAAAAGAAAAUGGAUCAUGCAGAAUAUCUCAUCUAAUCUUACCCGGUAGAGUUUGUGUACAAAUUUUCAAACCAACAAAAACUCAACUGUCUCUACUCUCUCAUAUUUACGUUGAACAACAUCCUCCAAGUCACCUAGUGACCUCGAAGCUCUCCCCUCUAAAUAUCAUAUGAGAAACGAGCCAAUUACCUUUUCAGUUAACAUCAAAAGAAAAGUGGAAAUAGAAAGCAUGACAUAACAUGGAUAGGAAGUACACUCGCCUCAGCUUUGAUAAGUGUCUUUUCCUAGGCAAACAACGCUACUUCCACCCUUGCAAUCGACGCAAAACACGCCCUACAACAAAAGUGAUAAGUAUCCACUUUAGUUCUGCUUGGCUGAGUCAGAAGCCCAUGAUACUUACCCGUGAUCCCCGUAGCCCCAAUUCCCAAUUAUUACGCCAUCAACUCCUAAUUCGAGUCCAACGCAAUAUUACUAAAAUAAUCGUCACUUUUGAAAACUUGACCUUCUGGCAGCUCAACCCUUCAUAAUCAUGAAGAACUUAAUAAAGGUCUCACAAUCUCGUAGCAAAGCCCAAACAAAGAGGUAAGAAUCAUUCUAAUAAAUACUCGUAUUAAGUAUCCAUUCAGAUAAAUACUCAUAUGAAUACACCAGGAGAGAAGAUAUGGUUAGUAACCUCUAGUUACUCAACUAUCCAUAAUUUUUUUCCAUGAAACUUAAUAGUCUAUAUCUCUUUCGUUGUUUAAAAAAAUCAUAGAAAAAUCACAUUAUUUAUGCUCUACAAAAUUAUAUCCACUUUAUAUAUUUUUGAACAAAAUUAAAACGUUAAUCUAUACAUUUUGUACAUAUUAUACCAUGAAAUUAUUUGAAAGAAGUAAAUGAGUUAAAAAAAAACAAUUCAAUCUCAGUAAUCAUUCCACUUACAAUCAAAACAACAUAUCUUGUUAAUCACCUCACCUACUACACCAUAGGAAAAAAUCUCUAUUUUGUGUUUAGUGUUUACGCUUGAGCCUUGACAUACACAUGAUGACCUUUCGAAUUAAUGAUAAUAUAUAUAAAUGCCAAUUAAUUUCGUAUUUUAAUUAACAAGCCGACUUGAUUGGACCGGCGACUGCCCCGCCCGGUACCCGGUCACCUUCCACCCGCCCGUUAGCCUAUAAAUAGAGGGCGCUGAAAUUGAGUAGAGUGCGUCGGCCCUUGAUUGCAAAGGAUCUUCUGGUUAAGAGCUUCCAAAUCCAGUCUCUCAUUUCUCCUAUUCCCUUGCUCUUCAGAUCUCGCUCGGUCCACUCAAGUCCGCAAGGUAUCUAUCCCGUUUCUCCCUCUCGUCUUCUUCUCCCUGAUUCCCAUUCCACCGCCAUUUUUGCUCUCUCUGUUUCGCAGCCGAUCUCGAAACCGCCAAUCCUUUUUUGCUUUCGUUUCGUUGCUCUGUGAUCUCGUUUUCACGUCUCUAAUGGCAUGGGAUAUUCCAGAUCUGAGAUUUUUUUUUUCUUUCCUUUGGAAUUGAUUAUAUCAGUGGUUUUGACUUGAUCUGUUGAAACCUUCGAACGCCAUGGAUGUAGUUUAUGAAUUCUUGAGCUUGAACUGCUGUUUCGUUUUCGUCUCGGUGGUUUAGCUGCUUCCUGUAGCCAGAUCUGGCGUCUUACUGUUCAUAUUUCCUCCAGAUCUGGCUCUUCUUUGUAUCUCUACCGACUCUAGGAGAAACGUUUCGCAUGUUGCUCACUGUUAGGGAUAGAUUUAAAAAAAUUCUGCUUUUGUCUUGUUGUGAUGGUGCGUUCCGAAUCUGGUAGAUCUUUUGAAAUCCCUCUCGUCUUUUUUUUCUUCUUUUUCUCGAUUCGUUGUUUUCAGAAGCCUUUCCGAAUCACAGUCGAAUUACUUAUCUUCAGGAACCAAGAUUAGCGUGUAGUAUAUUUGUUGAGUUUUGAUUCUGCAAUCCAUAUAGUUGUAGCAUAGUUGGAUUCCAAUUCUAUUGGGUUACAAUAUCAGUCGCUGAUUUUGUUGUAUCUGCUUCCCCCUUGCUCUCCAAUCCCAGGAAACAAUGGAGACCUUCCUAUUCACAUCCGAGUCUGUGAACGAAGGACACCCAGACAAGCUCUGCGACCAGAUCUCCGAUGCAGUCCUCGACGCAUGCCUUGAGCAAGACCCUGACAGCAAGGUAGCCUGCGAGACCUGCACCAAGACCAACAUGGUCAUGGUGUUCGGGGAGAUCACCACCAAGGCCAAGGUUGAUUACGAGAAGAUCGUCCGCGACACCUGCCGCGAGAUCGGGUUCGUGUCUGACGAUGUCGGGCUUGACGCUGACAACUGCAAGGUCCUGGUCAACAUCGAGCAGCAGAGUCCCGACAUUGCUCAGGGUGUCCACGGCCACUUCACCAAGCGCCCCGAGGAGAUUGGAGCUGGUGACCAGGGCCACAUGUUCGGUUAUGCCACCGAUGAGACCCCCGAGUACAUGCCCUUGACCCAUGUGCUGGCCACCAAGCUGGGAGCCCGCCUCACCGAGGUCAGGAAGAACGGCACCUGCGCGUGGUUGAGGCCCGAUGGCAAGACUCAGGUCACCAUCGAGUACUACAACGAAAAUGGAGCUAUGGUCCCCGUCCGCGUCCACACCGUCCUCAUCUCCACCCAGCACGACGAGACCGUCACCAACGAUGAGAUCGCUGCUGACCUCAAGGAGCAUGUGAUCAAGCCUGUGAUCCCCGAGAAGUACCUUGACGAGAAGACCAUCUUCCACCUCAACCCAUCUGGCCGUUUCGUCAUUGGAGGCCCCCACGGCGAUGCUGGUCUCACCGGACGAAAGAUCAUCAUCGACACCUAUGGUGGAUGGGGUGCCCACGGUGGUGGUGCUUUCUCUGGAAAGGACCCCACCAAGGUGGACAGGAGUGGAGCUUACAUCGUGAGGCAGGCUGCCAAGAGCAUUGUUGCCAACGGCCUUGCCCGCAGGUGCAUUGUGCAGGUGUCCUACGCCAUUGGUGUCCCUGAGCCAUUGUCGGUCUUUGUUGACACCUAUGGUACCGGGAAGAUCCCGGACAGGGAGAUCCUGGAGCUCGUGAAGGAGACGUUCGACUUCAGGCCGGGGAUGAUGACCAUCAACCUCGAUCUCAAGAGGGGAGGCAAUGGGAGGUUCUUGAAGACGGCGGCGUACGGGCACUUCGGAAGGGACGACCCUGACUUCACCUGGGAGGUCGUCAAGCCGCUCAAGGUCAAGGUUGCUGACAAGCCUCAAGCUUGAUUGAAAAGAGAAGAGAGAGUUUGAUCUCCUAUUAUCCGUUCCCCGUUGGUGUCUUUGUACUGAACUGCGGCCAGAUAGUUUGCUGAAAUAAUUGGGUCUUUUGUUUUGUUUGUUUUUUUUUUGUUUUCUCGCUAUGGAUGAAGCGAUGCUAUGUCUGUUUGUGUCCUGGUAACUUACAGUGAAGAUACCUUUUGUGUUCAAUUCUGAUAUUUUUGUUCAAAUGGUUAUAUUUCUAGAAAUGGCUUGAUUCUGCUUCCCGUGUGCGUGUCGGUGCGGUGCUAGAUGGAGUGCAGGAAUUUGUAAUUGGCACCACAACCACUGGAAAGCAUGAUUGCGGUGGAUUUUGUAUUAGCAGUAUUUUGAUAUAUGCGUGGCAGCAACAUUGCAGUAUUCUGUUAUUAGUCGUUGAAUUCAGUGUUUCAUGCCAAUGGAUGAGAGAAGGAAAAUAUCAGAUCCAGCAAUUUAUAAAGCUGUACAAACGUGGUAUUUUCAGCUGCUUACUAGUACUGGAACAAUGGAGUACCACCAUCAGGCAUUUAUCAUCAAGCGGUUUUGGUCCCCCCCGUUUCUUCACAACUGAGAAGUGUCUUAGUUCUCAUAAUAUGUGUGUUGAUUGAUUGUCUUGCUUCUUCAGAACUGGAAAGUGUCUAUUUAUUAUAUAUGUAGAGAGGAUAAUAAGUGUGCCGAUUAUCUUGUUUCUUGUCGUUUGGUUUACAUUUUGUCUUGUUUGCCGAUGUUAAGUUACGGAUAUAGAUUAUGUAUGAUUGUCAUGGAAUUUCUGAACCUCAGUUGGUUUUUUGAAUGACUAAGAUGUGCUGUGUAUCUAUUUAUUAAAAAAAUAUAUUUUCACACUGUUAUUAAAUUAAUUCAUCCAAUAUAACAGUCUAACCGAUAGAAAAUGAAUGAAAUAGUAGAUCUAAUUUCAGCCAAUACAACUACAAAUUGAUAGAAAAAUGGAUGAAAGGGAAUGAUAGAUCUGAUAACUUCAAAGUUGUCAACCGGAUUGAGCUCAUUAAUCCGAUCGAGAAAGUUGUUUAGGGUUAAUGAUCUAAUUCGCGUUAGUUCGGAUACGUGAAAAGAAUCAUUAUAUUGCUCGUAUAUUUAUAAGUUAUAUCAAAUGUCAUCUAACAUGUGGAUAAUAACAUAUGACAUUACACUAAAAUAACAGUUCGUACUUGGAUCCAACAUAUAAUGAAAAUUUGAACACACCCAUAUAACAUUAAUAUUUAAAUGUUCAACUUAAAAUUCCAAAACUAGGGUUGGGGAAGCGGAAAAACGAAAAAAAUGCUCAUUUUGCAUAUCGAAGGGGAAAAGGAUGGUGUAUAUUCGAGUCGAAAAUCUUGCUGAGUAUCGACCUACAGGUGUGUGGCUCCUGUUUUCCUAAAAAUUAAUUUGAAUCAAACUGGACCAACUCGCAGAUCGACUAGUGGGCUAACAACCUUGGAUAACUUUGUUUUAGUAUAGGACAAUACUAAUACAAAAGAUUGUAAAGUGGCAUGUUAAGUAGGGGACAAAACUUACCUAUACCCAGAAAAAAAAAAUGUAUUGACAUAAAGUUUGAUUUUAAGGGACUGAGUAGGUGUGCGAGGAUGCUCGGUAAGUCCGCCGGUGGAUGGUCAAAUUGUUGUGUUUCUUUUUCUUCGGAUGCGCCUGCCGCUGCUUUUGCAUCGUUGUCCUUUAUUCUGAUUCCUCUCCGUCGAUCGGUUGUCCGAGCCGCCGCUGCUGCUUGUGCGGUACACCAAUUCGUUCAUUCGUUGGAGAGGGAAUCUUAAUCACCUAACCAGGGUGUGUUUGGAUAUAAUGAUUUAAAUUUGAUAUUUGUGAUUUGAAUUUUUAAAUAUCAAAUUUAAUUACAUUUAGUAUUUGAAUUUGUGUCAAAUUCAUAGAUUGAUUUCCAAAUACAUGUCUAGUAUAUUACUUGUCAACUUCAAAUACAUUUCAACAUCUAGUGCUUUGAAAUACCUCCUAACAAAAUAUUGGACCUAUUUGUAAAAUAUUAAAAGUUUAGGUACUAUAGUGAGGAAAAAUAUAUAAAGGAACUAAAACAUAAUUUUAUCAUAAAAAUUUCAGGACCUUUUUGUAAAAUUUUAAAAGUUCAGGUACUAAAUUGUAUAAUUUUUUUUUUGGGUUCCAGACUGUAUUUUACCAAAAUUUGUAGUAAGUGACCAGAAAAUUCAAAAUUAAAAUAAAAAAUCAUAAAAUUCAAAAUACAAACAAAUUACAAAUGAGUAUCCAAAGAACAAAUUUGAAUUACAUGUAUUUCAAAUGCUAGUAUUUCAAAUACAUCCAUUUCAAAAUCAUGCAUUCAAAUACCUUACAUUUGAAAUACACCUAUCCAAACGCGCUCUUAGUGGAAUCUGGAAUUAAUACCUGGAUGUCUAAUCCUAUAUGUCACAUACUCACAUUGUUAUUGCAUUUUUGUUAUAACUUUUUUUUUGCCACAAAUAGUUCCAAAUGGGAAGAGCGAAUACCUAUUAUAAUGAAAACGACUUUUGUAGGUCAAACCACAAAUAAAAAAGGAAAAGUCUUUUCAAGUCUAACGAUUAUAGCACCUUGAUGCCACAAAAUGGGUAGCCUACAAUUACCUUUACCGAAUAAGCAGAAUCCAUAACUUCUACCCUUUGCAGGGAGAAAGUCAUGGAUCGAACUCAGUGAAACUGAAAUCAGAGUAGCAAACCCAUAAUAUUACUUGGGUAACAUCGCCAAAGGUCACCUGCAAAAUAACAUGUGAGAUUGUUACUAUAAUUGUAUUGUUUAUAAUGAAAUCUUUUUUUAAUG